AUGCAGAACCAAGUGCAGAAUCUCCCCAAAGGAGCCAAGCAUCGCUUGACACAGUCGAAGCAGCCAGCAGAGCCACGGAUCCGGCACUUCGCCGGUCCUCGCGUUUGCAGUCAGGCUGUUGCAAGGAUGGCUUCCCUGCUCAGCCCGGCCGAUAUCAAGAAGGUGAUGGCAACCUUCGCAGGCAACACCAGCCAGGGGUUGCCACAUAUUCAUCUGUCUGGGCAGCAUGAGGUUAAUCAAGGGCUCGAGGAACUCAUUCCCUUCUCCAAAGCACCAGACUCUUUUAACCAUGCUCAGUUCUUUGUGCUGGCGGGCUUGAAAAACCAGAACAUUGAAAAACUGAAGGAUAUUUUCCACCUCCUGGACAGAAAUCAGACUGGCUUUAUUGAGAAGAAUGAACUAAGUUUCAUGAUGAGGAUCUUUUCCCCAGAAGGCAGGCUCCUGACUGAUGCAGAAACUAAUAGAAUGAUGGCUGCUGGAGAUAAAGAUCAAGAUGGCAAACUCGGGGUUGAUGAAUUCAUAGCCAUGGUGACCGAAUCGUAA
Varanus komodoensis (Komodo dragon) is the source of this 543-nucleotide messenger RNA. RefSeq names its product parvalbumin (gene PVALB). The coding region runs from base 1 to 543 and encodes 180 amino acids. Gene Ontology annotation, cellular component: nucleus; cytoplasm. Lineage: Eukaryota; Metazoa; Chordata; Lepidosauria; Squamata; Varanidae. The record is from RefSeq and is a predicted model, not a curated record. The transcript has 7 exons. Gene Ontology annotation, molecular function: calcium ion binding.